This is a messenger RNA of Aspergillus eucalypticola CBS 122712, 1086 nucleotides long. RefSeq lists its product as uncharacterized. The record is from RefSeq and is a predicted model, not a curated record. The transcript is spliced from 3 exons. NCBI's taxonomy places the organism in Eukaryota, Fungi, Ascomycota, Eurotiomycetes, Eurotiales, Aspergillaceae. The coding region runs from base 1 to 1086 and encodes 361 amino acids.
AUGCUAAUACAAAGACCAUAUUUGGAUGUUCAUUUCCAACUGGAGCAUGGCUGUGCCGAUUUCAGUGUCGGAGAUGACAUUCAGGGAAUGGCUUACAUUAUCCCACGAAAGAAUAUGUCUCCACAUCAGCUAAGCAUUUAUCUUGAAGUUGCAACUCGUAAUGAUUGUUCGUCAGGUAAGGUCAAAAUACAGAUUGACAGGACCGAAAACGCGGUGCCACUUCCACCAUACACUGCACGUCAGACCUUUCUUCGCAUAGAACAGCCACUCGUGCUCAAAUCGUCGACAGAAUCGGGACUUCUGCAAGGAGGUCUGCGACACGAGAUACCAUUCGGGUUCACGGUUCCUCCAAGGAUAAAAGGUUCGGUGUGCCAGCAAUUUUGUCACCAUCAGCAGGUCCAGGAAGAGCAUUCACUCCUUCCCCCGAGCAUAGGGCAAGACGACAUGACACCCAGCGAGAUAUCGGUCGAGUACAACAUAAAGCUCAGCUUGACACGGGGUAUCAACCGAGACGGGAUGCCAGCAGUAGCUGAAUGGGCAUGUCCAUUGUUUAUUCGUUCGCCGCGCAUAGAAUGGGCACCCUUGCUGGUUCCGGAAGACAGCAAGUAUUACUGCCUCAGUAAAGAGAAAUUCGUAUCCAAGUCACCAAUGUCUCUCUCUCGAAUUGGAGCGCUGUUGGCGCGGACGGCACAGCCAGCUGCUAUUCCACAAGCAAAAGCCAUGGUCAGAUACUUACCAGUCGACUUGCAGUUCCAAGCAAUAUCCGAACCACAUCUGCCACAGUUAUCAUCAAUUAUCUCUAGGGACUUCAACCCCGAGCCCGUUGGAGUGGGAAAAGUGCCAUUUUACCGAGGAUCCGGACUCAUCCACGGCCAGCAUCGCAUCAGGGAUAAUUUACAGUGCCUCAGUAAAGGUGCCAAUCAAGCUCCCAGAGAUUCUGAGCUUGCCGCCUACGUUCAGUUACUGUCUUGUUUCCCGAAUAUACUCUUUGACGGUGACUCUCCGAUUCCACAUACCAGGGCAAUGGAGCCGAACGACUGGCCUUACCUUAACAGUUCCACUUCAAAUAUGCUAGCUUAUAGCUAA